Stylophora pistillata is the source of this 2745-nucleotide messenger RNA. RefSeq lists its product as uncharacterized. The record is from RefSeq and is a predicted model, not a curated record. Gene Ontology annotation, biological process: signal transduction. Gene Ontology annotation, molecular function: protein binding. NCBI's taxonomy places the organism in Eukaryota, Metazoa, Cnidaria, Anthozoa, Scleractinia, Pocilloporidae.
GAAAUGUUAGCAACUUAUUUUGAAAAGGUGAGGGAAAAAUUUCAGAGAUGUUACCGCGAGAAAAACCUCCAUUAGAGAAGCCUCGUGUUAACAAAUUUACUCGCCCUCAUCGCAAAAUAUUCCUGCUGCUGACGGCCAAGUUAUGUUCUCUUCAGAAAUGCACAAGAGUCUAGCCUUCUACCAUUGAACUAGAUGCUACAUCACUAGAAGAUCCUUUACAUAUCCAUUUCUUGAUCUAUUAUAUGUACAGGAGCUUUUUGGUCCUCGUAAAUGAAAACCACCAGAGCUAUGUCAGAAUGACCUGUGCAAACUUUUCGGGGGCCUUAUGUCGACUCUCUCUUCCUAAUCAGUUACUCCUUUUGGUGUUUGUUUAUGGUGGGGAGAUGAAUAAGAAGGAAGAAAUGGAAGAAGUGUUAUCCAGAAAAAAUGUUUGUUUUAGAGGGGGGGGUUCAUCAGUUCAAUUAUUCUCCUCAGGAGACACUAUAUUAGUAGACAUCAAGGGACUGGUCAAGUUCGAUGAACCAUCACAACAAUGUGGUUUGAAAGUAAGAUACCUGAAGGAUCGACUUUUUCAAGACAGUAGUUUAAUUGUCCGCAAUGUUAAGGAUCAUACUCCUCAACUAGUGUUCAAACCGGAACAAAGUGCUGAAAGUUUGACCGUAGUAACUCUAGCCCCAUUAAUGGAAACUUUAGAGACCCAAGCUGAAGAUUCUUGCUUGAGUAGGAAACGAGAAAGAGCAUAUGAAAAGAACGGAAAGCGGCAUAGAAAGACCUUUGCUAAGGAUUGUGACAGAAAACGAAGAAGAGUUACUGAUGUAGAGAUGGGGAGAGAAAGUGAAGAUGGACCCAAAACAAAGGGGAGACAAGAAGCUAAUCCCAAACAGGGCCCUUCUAUUAGUGAAGAAAGGGAAGAAUCUAUCAAUCUACGGGUGAAAAAAGGCAAUCCUGAAAAUGAUGAAUUGGAACUACUGGCCAAUGACAUUAACCCUGAGGACUGGAAGAAAGUUGCAAGGAAGUUAAAGAUUGAUGAUCCAAAGAUCACAGCGAUACAUAAGGAAAAUGAGGAAUGUUAUGAAAAAAUAUACACAAUGCUGCGAAAAUGGAAACAGAAAAAUGGGAGAGCUGCUACAUGGGAGAAACUGCAUCAGGCACUAGUGGGAGCUGAACUGGGGGAGUUGGCAGAGAAGCAUUGCUGUGAAAAAGUAAACUGAAAGGGACUAUUUGUCAGGAGCAGUUUGUCACCAAACACUAAAAAUUGUCACACUUUGACCUAUGUUAAAAUUUUGCUCCUGCACUUACAAUAUAUUUGUUAGUUAGCCAGGUAAUGAACAAUGGGAUUGGUUCCUCUCUAACUGCAUAACUAUUUUCAAACAGAUGUUCAUGACAUUUAUAAUAAGGAAUGUCGAAAAUGCACCAACACGUUUCCUAAUUAAUCAGCUCCUUUAUUCUAAGAAUCACUCCGCUUAAACUCCAGGCUUAACUAUAGCAUCAACCGACACGAGCGCAUGCAGGAUCACUAUAUUUAACUAACUAGCUACAUGAUACCUAGGAUUACAAAGUACAUUCUGGGAAAUUGAGUGAAGUCAUUUCCGGUCAUACACAACAAAGAACAAUAACCACCAAAAUGAAAUAAGGCAUCGUUCACGGUUCCCAACAGGAAACCGGAAAAUGCUUAUUUUGGUAGACUAUAGUUAGCUGAAUUUGUAAAAGAUAGAACUUAAAGCUAUCUGUACAGGUUUUCCUUCUUAACUUGUAUUAUACUUUUUUUUAUUAUAAUUCCAGUGCUAUAUAGGUAUUUUGUACAAAUUUUGUACUUUUAACCUUCUUCGUUUGUUUUGUAGAUGGUAUUUUAGUCUUAAUUGUCUGAAAAACAAAAUUAGUCAUUUUAUUUUUUUAUCCAUUGAUUUACUAAAAUCUAUUUAGCCAUUCUUUUACCUGGUACUUUCUAGCACUUUGGUUUUACUUUGUUCAUUUGAUUGGCUUCUGGUUUAUUACUUUACCAGAAUUAGAAGGUCACACCUGAGACCAGGAAGCGCUUGUUUUGGUAUUUGGAAAAGAUAGAACUCGAAGCUACCUGUGAAAGCUUUCCUUUUUAAUCUGUAUUCUACUGUUUUAAAAUUAUUUCCAGUGAUAAGUAUUUUUCAAAGAUUUUCUACACUUAACCUUUUUCAUAUGCUUUGUAGAUUGUACUUUAGUCUUAAGAGUCUGAAAAAAAAACUAUCAGACACGAGGUUCAAUUACCACUUUAUUACAUCCAUUUUGAAAACGAAAGACUUUGACGUCAUGUGUCAAAAACUCAGUCAAGUUUAAAAUGAUGCGUUUCAGAGCAAGAAAUGGUGCGAUUCGUGAAUAAAUCACACCAAUUAGAUUCAAUCCGAUUACAGGGACCACCAGCGAUUUCAAAAUGGACGUAAUCUAGUUAGUUAUUCUUUCACGCGGUACUUUCUAGCACUUAGGUUUGACUUUGUCGGUUUAACUAGGUUCUGGUUUAUUAAUUCCCCUGAAUUAUAGAGUCACACCUUGCAUUUCUUAGUCACUCUCUUGGUUGUAGACUGAUCUAUUUAACCAAAUCUUCUCAAAUGUAAUCUGGGCAAGAAAGUUUAGCAAUUUCGUAUGACAAUAGCCGUCAAUUAAGUAAAAGAAAAGUUCUUAAGGAUCUUAUGAUAGAGAUUGCUAGGUUUAAGGUGGCUCGUACCGGUUUUCAUCUUUUUGAUGGAUUGUAACUUUGAAAGAAUACAACAGAAA